AUGAUCUUUACUCUCAUGUCCUCACGCCUGGUUGAAACGAUGAUGAUCAAUGUGGAGGAUUUCUCAGAGAGCUUUCUCACCUGCGGCACCUGCCUUUCUGGCUACGACUCGGCCGCUCACUCUGCUAAACUGCUUCCCUGCUCCCAUACGGUCUGCCGUACUUGCCUAGAACGUAUUCUCGAGACUCAGACAAUGCGUUGUCCAAUCUGCCGUGAGACGAUUCUGGUGCCGCGGGGCAGUGGUGGUGCAGCCACUUUCCCACCCGCCUUCAUUGUCAACCAACUCCUUGAUCUGAUGGCUAGCCAACGACGAGAUCGCGUGCCCAAGUGCCGUCGACACCCUAAUCAGGAGUUGCUCUUCUGCGAAACCUGUGAUGUCAUCUUCUGCCCUGAUUGUCGUGGUGGUAGCACCAGGUCAGAGUCUCUUUUAUCUCCAUUUCACGUAGGUGUGAUUCGUCUGCCAAAUGGAGAGGUUAGAAAGUACAAGGGAGAGCAGGUGUGUUCUAUUAUGUCCUUAUUAGUCAUUCCGCGAGAGAGAUUAUAUCACGAAGAUAAAAGCAUGCGAACUCUAAAUACUCUCAAAAGGCAGGGGUUGACAAACGAUGACAGAUUUUUUGGCUCAUUGCCACUAUUAACAUCAACUUUUUGCGCUCGAAGGGUAAAAUGGCUCCCCCAUUUAAAUUGUCACUAA
This is a messenger RNA of Hydatigera taeniaeformis, 690 nucleotides long. The record is from the annotation of a GenBank genome assembly. Lineage: Eukaryota; Metazoa; Platyhelminthes; Cestoda; Cyclophyllidea; Taeniidae.